Molecule: messenger RNA, 3249 nt
Organism: Closterium sp. NIES-67
Lineage: Eukaryota; Viridiplantae; Streptophyta; Zygnematophyceae; Desmidiales; Closteriaceae
Source: the annotation of a GenBank genome assembly
AUCAUAUGCUAUCACAUUCUGUCUGCCUCCCAUCCCAUGUUUUCAACUUGCAUGUGUGGUUUGAACGUGUGCAAGAAUUUGUGUGUGGUGUGUUCUGGAGUUUGGGAAUGUGUUUUGUGUUAUUCUGUCUGAGCAGGUAUUUGUGAUGAUAGAUCUUGAGAAGAUCUUUCCGACGCGACAAGAAUCGCUUCAAUCGGAGCAAGAACGCGAAAGCUAUGAAGAUUCAAAGUUCAUGAGCUUGCGUUACAAUUGCGGCGGUUACAAAGUGAAGUUGUGGGGUGACUCAAUAUGGAUUUGGGACCUUUGGGGUUGGGAAAAUUCGUCACUCUACUGUAGCAGCUGCAAAUUGGUUGGGAACAACCAAGCUAGGUUGGCAAGGGUGGCCAACUUGGAUGGAUUGGUUGGGAAGAGACAAAGUAGCUAAGAUUACGAGCAACAACACAUCCGAGUUUCGCAGCAUUUCAACGGCUAUUUCUUUGUCGACAACGUUUCUUGUGGAGAUGAUUUUUCUGUCCAGAAUUUCGGAUUUAUAUUUUGAGUAAUUCUAGCUCCUAAGUUCACCUAGACUCCGUCCUUAAUUCUAACAGAAUUUCCCCUCCUUCUCGGAAUCAACCCUACCUACAUUAAUCAUCCCUACCUUGCUGAAUUCCCACUACGAUGCUUAAUCAACCCUACGUUGCUGAAUCACCCCUACCUUGCUUAAUCACCCCUACCUUGCUGAAUUCUCCCUAUCUUGUUGAAUCAUCCCUACCUUUCUUAAUCACCCCUACCUUGCUUAGUCACCCAUACCUUGCUCAAUCACGUGUGUCUUGCUUAAUCAUCCCUACGUUGCAGAAUUUCCACCAACUUGCUGAAUUCCCUCUCCCUUGCUGAAUCACCCCUUCCUUGCUUGAUCAUCCCUAUCUUGCAGAAUUCCAACUACCUUGCUUAAUCAUUCAUACCUUGCUGAAUCCCACCUACCUUGCUGAAUCCCCCCUUCCUUGCUUAAUCAGCCCUACCUUGCUGAAUUCCACCUACCUUUUUUAAUCACUCCUACCUUGCUUAAUGACCUCUACCUUGAUUAAUCAUCCAUACCUUGCUAAAUUCCCCCCCUUACUUGCUGAAUUCUCCCUAUCUUGCAGAAUCACCCCUAUGUAGCUUAAUUACCCUUACCUUCCUCAAUUCUUACUAUCUUGCUGAAUCAUCCCUGCGUUUCUUAAUCACCCCUACCUUUCUUAAUCACCCCUGCCUUGCUUAAUCACCCCCACCUUGAUUAAUCAUCCCUAUGAUGCUUAAUCAUCCCUACAUUGCUGAAUCCCCCCCACCUUGCAGAAACAUCACUACCUUGCUUGAUUAUGCCUACCUUGCUGAAUUUCCACUACCUCGCUGAAUUCCCCCUACCUUAUUGAAGCACUCCUAACUUGCUUAUUCUCCCAUAUUUUGAUUAAAAACCCCUUCCUAGCACUAAUCAUCCCUACUUUUCUGAAUUCCCCCCUCUUGCUGAAUCCCCCCUACCUUGCUCAAUUUCCACUACCUUUCUUAAUCACCCCUAACUUCCUUAAUCACCCCUAUCUUGCUGAAUCCCCCCUUACUUGCUAAACCCCCCCUUCCUUGUUGAAUCAAUCCUACAUUGCUGAAUCCCCCCUACCAUGCUAAAUUCUCCCUACCUUACUAAAUAACCCCUACCUUGCUUAAUCACCCCUACUAUGCUUAAUAACCCCUACCUUGCUGAAUUUAUACCCAUUUGCUGAAUUCCCUUUACCUUGCUUAAUCACUUCUGCCUUGAUAAAUCAUCCCUACAAUUCUUAAUCAUCCCUACCUUGCUUAAUCCCCGCCACCUUGCUGAAUCAUCCCUACCUUGCUUAAUUGCGGCUACCCUACUGAAUUCCCACUUGGUGUAUUACCCCGACCUUUUUUAAGCACUCCUACAUUUCUUGAUCUCCCAUACCUUGAUUAAUAACCCCUACCUAGCAUUAAAUACCCCUACCUUGCUGAAUUCCCCCUUUCUUGCUGAAUCCCCAUACCUUGCUGAAUUUUCCCUAUCUCGCUGAAUCUCCCCUACCUUGCUGAAUUUCCAUUACCUUUCUUAAUCACCCAUACCUUGCUAAAUCACCCCUACCUUUACUAAUCACCCCUUAUUUGCUUAAUCACCUGCAAGGAGGCUGCCCUGAUAGCUCGUUAUGAAGACCUCCCAGAGAAGGGUCUAAACUUCAUGCUGAUGGGGUUAUGAGCUUAGUGGGAGAUGGAUCAUCCGCGGGCGCGUGUCGAGGAAGUCUCCCAAGACCUGGAGAAUGUGGACGAUUUGGUAGAAGGCGGAUUGCGAGAGUCGUGCGGUGUUCUAGGAGAAGGAGAAAUGCCGAACGGAGAAGGAUCAAGCAUGGGCGACGGAAAGGACCCUGGGCAAAAGUAGGAGACGAGCUCGAAGAUGAAGAGCGCUGUAGAAGGAGACCGUUCUGCUGGUCGGGUCGGCGCUGGGAGCGCUGCCGACCACUCUACCAUCUACUUCUCGACAGCCUCGAGGGAAGGAGGAAUUGCUCCCGAGUUUGGCUACUUCAAGUUUUCUCCCGACAAGAUUGUUGUGCCAAGGCUCCUUGAGGGAUGACACGACUUGGCAUCAUGGGUCAAUUCAAUCGUGCCCCAAUUGGAGAUUGCACAGCUGAAGCAUUUUGUUGUGUUGUGUGAUGUCAUCAUAUGCUAUCACAUUCUGUCUGCCUCCCAUCCCUUGUUUCAAUUCGCAUGUAUGGUUUGACUAUGUGUGAAGGAAUUUGUGUGGUGUGUGUUCUGGAGUUUGGGAAUGUGUUUUGUGUUAUUCUGUCUGAGCAGGUAUUUGUGAUGAUAGAUCUUGAGAAGAUCUUUCCGACGCGACAAGAAUCGCUUCAAUCGGAGCAAGAACGCGAAAGCUAUGAAGAUUCAAAGUUCAUGAGCUUGCGUUACAAUUGCGGCGGUUACAAAGUGAAGUUGUGGGGUGACUCUAUAUGGAGUUGGGACCUUUGGGGUUGGGGAAAUUUGUAACUCUACUGUAACAGCUGCAAAUUGGUUGGGAACAACCAAGCUAGGUUGGCAAGGGUGGCCAACUUGGAUGGAUUGGUUGGGAAGGGACAAAUGUCAAAGUUGGGGUUCCUAUAGGGGGGGAAUCUUUGUGCUUAUGGGGUUUCCUUGGUUGGGGACUCUCUUAGGACAUUCCCUCUCAUCCCUAUCUUCUAUCCCAACCCUUCUCUUGCUCCUCUAAUUCCUUGUGAGAUUCUUGAACUUUGAUUGAACUUUUGAGAU